AAAGUUGCAUGGAAUCCGCUGUGCGUUGGAGUAUUGCCACACCCCUUCUUCGCAAAACAACCCCACCCACCUGCGCACUUGCCAGCCGACUGUUGUAGUUCCUCCCUUCCCGCCCACGACAGACUUGCUCCCAUUCAAACAGUCGCUCGCCGACACACGCAGGCAGCCAAGAGCUAGCAGCAGCGCGAACCCUAGCAGGGAGCAUCACCCCCUCCCCCUUUGCGUGUGCGUGCGCGUGUGUGGCGUAGUUUGUCACUGUCUCGUGGGGCAGUCGAUUGAGAGAGACUGCGAGCACCGCUGUGCACGCUGGUGUCUGUCCUGCCGUCUGCUUGUGACGAUCUGCGCGCACUGUGAGGACCACUUGGAGGAGACAACACAAGCGCCAGCAUCGCCAUGUUCUUGCAGGAGUGGUGCUUUCGCUCCAACACGCGAGUGUUUGCGGGGCUCGGCAACGCCAUUGCCACGCGCAAGUUCCUUGCGCCAUUGCUCUUCCUUCUCGGCGCCCUCAUCAUCGGUGGCUGCGUGCCCGGGCUCUUCCUCUUCUAUUCCGAGGAAAAUGAAAUCACCAAGCUCUAUGUGCAAGAAGGAUCUCGGCUGCAGGGCGAGCGUGAGCUGUUCAACCAGCACUUUGGCCUGUCCCGCCAACAGAUUGCACUCUACACCUCAGAUAGCAACAACGUCGCAACGUCUACCAGUUUUGACAGCAUCAUCCACACGCUGACGCCCAUCUUCAAGCAUGACGAGACAGACGCGUGUUUGUCCUUCGACGGCGACACAACAACUGCGCCCGCGCUGUGUGUUCAGCAGCCGUUUGCCUCAGAGUCCUUGUACUGCACAUGCAACAAGACGGCAGCCAGCGAGGACCAGCUGUCCAUCACAUGGCCUGGACGCAACGAGUCUGGCAGCCCCAUCGAUGUGACUAUCUACCAGAAGGACCUGUGUGAGACCCCGCCGGUGCCGUCUGUUCUCGCCCCAAGCACCCAAGAGUCUGUGCCGGCUGCGGAACCCGUUGCCCAGGAGAAGCCCGUCUACCAGGCCGCCCUUGCUGAGGCCCUCGCUGACGCCGACGCUGCGCUGAGUGGAGGGCAGGUGUACAGCAACACGGUCGAUCUCGACACGCUUGUAACCGUCAGCGAGACGGUAAUCCAGCAAUACGAGGCAAGCCAGAACAGGAGCGACCUGGUGACAGCGGGACUUGCUGCCUACGUUGAGCUCGCGGCGCAAGUCGGUGCCCCGGCCUCUAGCGCCAUCAACAGCUCCCUCGACACUGCUGCCCUUGAAAAGCUGUGGAGGGCAGUUGCCGUGGACUCAAACAGGACAGCAGCGGAACUGCAGGCCAUCUACACCAGUGUUGCCGGCGCUGACGGCCUCUCCCUUGUGGCUGCCUCCACGGUUGCCCAGCGUGGCGAGGAAGUAUUGACGAUUGCCGUGACCGUGUCUCGCGCGGUUGUGUCUGCGUUCAGCGCUGUGCAGUACUACUUUGCCCGCCAGCAAAACUUCAUCAGCUACGGCUACCAGGCCGUUGCCGCGUGUGUUGCAGAGUACACGCACGAAAACCGCGAGCGCAUGGAGGAGGUUGUGUUUGACGUUGUCAUCGCGCAGGGCGAGAGCGUGGAUCCGUUUCUCACGUCAAACACGUACGGGAUUGACCACUUUAGCGCCAACGGCACGGCAGCCGCCAGACAGUAUCUCGCACAGCAACUUGCGCAGGGCGUGACGCUGCAGACGAACACGACUGUGCAGGAGACGGCAUUUCUCCAGUACUUUUUCGCGGCCGACGCCUUCUACACCACCAUCAUCGACGCUGAGCGGACUGCAAACUGGAGCGCGACGGGUCUCGCUGCUGCCAAGAGCACUGCGUUCCAGCUGAUCCUGGCCAACCGCAGCAUCGACUCAAACGAUUAUCUCGACGCCAUCGGCACCGCAUACACCGCAAACGGCGGGUCGCUGUCGACCGUGUCUGAGAUUCGGCCUGUUGUGAGCACGGCGGCGAUUGAGCUGUACGACAUCUCCCAGCGCGCCAUCACAUACAUCAUCCAGGGCGUGAUUGCCUUUGCAGCAACGCCGGGUUUGCUCAUGGACUCCACCGCCACCGUUAACGGCACCCUCCGCCCGCUGCCCCGCUCGUGGGGCAUCGACAGGUUCCCUUGCUCGCGUGUGACGCCGGUUGAUCUGUUCCAGGAGGGCGGGUUCGACCUUCCGCUCAACAUGCGUUUCCUUGAGCGCAUCUCCGCCUCUGUCAGCGCUUUCUUCUCCCUCUCGUUCUACCAGCCGUUUGUGGAUGAAGCACAAUGCAUGGACAAGGCGUUCCUCACGCCACUGAAAGAAGCCAUCUACUUUGACUCGCUGCCGUCGCUGUCGUCGUACCAGGGCGCCAACUUUGAUGCCUUUGCUGCUGGAGAGGAUGCCUACCUCACCGCCAUCGGCAGUGGGCAAACCUCCACCGUUGCUGCCGGCGCUGCGCUGCAGGCGUUCGUGCUCGCAGGCGGAAGCAUCUACAACGACAGCGCGCCCACAACCGCAGAGGCCGUCCCUGCCGCGCUGCAGUCGCAGUUUGCGGGCGCUAUCGCCCGGGCUGCGGGCACGGCGUCGGUGCUGGAGACGGAGCUUGGCAACCGCAUCAAUCUGUUCCCUGGUCUCGGCUUCUGGUAUCGCCCGUCGUACGAAGCGCUGGCAGAGGAUGAGGUGCUCAGCACCACGCUCGCAGGCAUUGCCGCGACCAACAACGGCACAAUCACCAACACCAUGUGUAUCCUGGGCAACACGGACACGAGCGGCCAGGACCUUGGCGAGGACGUGCCUGCGUGUCUGCUCACGUGGUCCGGCACGAAGCAGCCGACACAGCUGGUGUACGGUGACGUGUCAGCCACCGCCGUGCGUGCAAGCAGGUCUGCUGCCAACCACUGGAACGAGCACUUGCCGCUGUACCGCCAGCGCAUGGAGGCCCUCCUCAACCGCGACGACCUCACAGACAAGGAGCUUGAGCGCAUUCACCGCACCUUUGAGUUGCGCAUGAUCGCAUACCUGGAGCCCCUGUAUAAGGCCGAGGCCGGGACCGGGUAUGCGUCGAACGAGCCCUUUGCCUCGGAGCACGUGGACUUCCAGACGGGGCGCUCGACGUCUGAUGUCGUGGACGAGGCGGGUGAGGCCGACAUUGAACUGCUCAUUGCCGCUGGCGUCGUGCUUGCUGCCUACAUUGCUUUCUCCAUCUACAACCUCUGGAGCUCCGUCUACUCCCAUGCGGCUCUUGCUGUGUGGGGCAUGCUUGUCGUUGGCGGCGCCAUCUUCGCUGCUCUGGGCCUCAGCCUCUACUUUGGCGUGACCUUCACCCCGGUGUCCACGAGUGUUGUGCCGUUCCUUGCGCUCGGCAUUGGCGUGGACGACAUGUUUGUGCUGCUGCGCGCAUAUGCGCGUGAGGUGAAGGACGGCAGCAAGGCCGAACACAUUAUGACGCGCGUUGUUGGCGAGGCGGGCCCAUCUGUCCUCUUCACCUCCUUCACCAACCUCGUUGCGUUCCUGAUUGCGUUUGCGGCGCCGGUUGAGGUUGUGCAGCUGUUUGCAUACCAGAUGGCCAUCAACGUUGUGCUCAACUUCCUCCUCCUCUUCCUCCUCUUCGUCCCCGCCAUGUACCUCGACUGUGUUCGAGUGCUUGCCUCCCGAUCCGACAUUGGCAUCCGCUGCUGCCACGACGACAAGCGGGCACGCGAGCCUUCGUUGCUGGACCGGUUUUUCCAGGGCCCGUAUUCCGACUUCCUCAUGGCCACGCCCACCCGCGUCAUCGUCAUCAUUGCGUUCGCCACCUGGUGUGGCCUCGCCGUCUGGCAAGGAUUCUUCCACACUGAAACGGGGCUGCGCAUCUCGGAUGUUGCCGAGGAGGGCACGUACCAGUACGACUUUGCAAGCUUGCUUGAGAGCGAGUUCCAGAUGUACUCGGGCUCUGUCGUCACCCGCUCGGAUGACUUCCCCGCCGCACAGCAGAACAUUCUGUAUGCGCUUGCUGCGCUGCAAGAGGCGGAGAGCGUGUCGGAUGUUCCUGCCAUCGGCAGCCUGUACUGGCUGCACAACUUCCUCGAGGAUGCUACCGGCAACGCAACACAGGUGCUGCCUGAGGAGGAGUUCUACCCUGCGUUUGCGUCGUGGCUUGCUGCUGGCGGCGUGAGCUACCUUGCCGACCUGUCGUGCAUUGAUGCGUCGACUGGCAUGACUGCGGACUGCUUUGACAUUGUUGGCGCCUUCGAUGACGAGCCUCGCGCCGGGUCAAACCCAAACAUCACCCUCAGCGUUGUGCGGGGCACAUUCUACCUGCAAGACCUGGCGGUGAACAGCGACUUUACGAGCGCGAUCCGUGAGACGCGUGCACAGCUGGAUCCUGUUGUUGACGCAUAUGCCAACCGCGGGAACGACACCAAGUACAACACAUACGCAACAGGCUACGUCCACUUCAUCUGGGAGCAGUACUUGCACAGCGAGGAGAACCUGUACCUGAUUGUGGGGCUGUGCGUGGUGGGCGUCUUCAUUGCGACGCUCGUGCUCCAGUUCAACCCGCUCGCCUCUGUCAUUCUCUGCGUCAUUGUCCUCAUGGCCGUCAUUGAGGUGUACGGCCUCCUCCCCAUCUGGGAUGUGCGCAACAACGCCUUCUCGCUCGUGAACUUGUGCCUGUCUGUGGGUAUGGGCAUUGAAUUUACUGCGCAUAUUACCCAUCAGUUUCUCGCAGAGCGCGGGGAGAGCCGCGUGCUGCGGGUACGCAACGCCCUUGGGUUCAUGGGCACAGCCAUGUUCCACGGUGCCGUGUCGUCCAUUCUGACCACGCUCUUCAUUGCCGGCUCAGACACAGGCUUCAUUCGCGAAUACUUCUUUGGCAUGUUCUUUGCGACGGUGGUGGUGUGCUCGCUCAACGGGAUGGUGCUGCUGCCUGUUGUGCUGUCGCUGAUUGGGCCGUCACCGAUCAACGUCGAGGACGAGCUUGGCGAUGAUGAUGGCGACAACACCGACGCCGGCGAUGAGUUUGAGACCAUGGCCACCAUGAGCAAGACCACCAUGACAAGCGUGGUGCCAACAACCACGUGGGGCGAUGACGAUGCAAGCAGCACGGCUGCGCGCAAGCCCUCUGCCCUGAUUGAUGCGCAGGUGACUGGUGGUGAUGGCUCUGGUGGUGCUCGCAAGCCGUCUGGGCUUGACGACCCGCCCGCCAUUCAGGAAACGCUCAUGUCGGUUGGCAACGACGAUGAUGACGAUCAAUGAUGAACACGUGUGUGUGUGUGUGUGAUCGUGUGUUUGUGUGUGAUCGUGACUCUGUGUGUGUGCGAAUGGAGUGUGACUAUGUGUGUGUGUAUGAACAUGUAGCGCGAGUGCUGUUGUGAGUGUAUCUGUGGGGAUGUGCACAUGUGUGAAUCGCUGUGGUUUUGAUUUGACACGACUGGUUGAUUCAUUGAUUGUCACGGUGAGCGUGUGGCAUGGAUGGGUGAGCCAUUUUGUACAUGCUUUUGUUUGGUUUCAACAUUUCCUUCCCAUUGAGUUGUGUGCACUCCUGAUGAUGAUAAUGGAUGGCACAAAGUGACAAACACG
Molecule: messenger RNA, 5565 nt
Organism: Salpingoeca rosetta
Lineage: Eukaryota; Choanoflagellata; Craspedida; Salpingoecidae
Exons: 23
Coding region: 394-5241 (1615 amino acids)
Cellular component (GO): plasma membrane
Source: RefSeq, a predicted model, not a curated record